Messenger RNA from Meira miltonrushii, 3288 nucleotides. Its product is annotated as K, P-type ATPase. Bases 1 to 3288 code for a protein of 1095 amino acids. The transcript is spliced from 2 exons. Gene Ontology annotation, molecular function: ATP hydrolysis activity; P-type sodium:potassium-exchanging transporter activity; ATP binding. Gene Ontology annotation, cellular component: membrane. NCBI's taxonomy places the organism in Eukaryota, Fungi, Basidiomycota, Exobasidiomycetes, Exobasidiales, Brachybasidiaceae. Gene Ontology annotation, biological process: proton transmembrane transport; sodium ion export across plasma membrane; potassium ion import across plasma membrane. The record is from RefSeq and is a predicted model, not a curated record.
AUGCCUCUUGCUGAUCGUACGAGAAGCGAGGAUAGCAGUAACGAUGAUUCAACAAUUGCCACACUUCAAACAACGUUUAAACUUCCUACGCAAAAGAAAAAUAAACGUAAAGUUGGAAUUACAGAACCAAAACGUUCUGCACGUAUUCCUAUGGGAUAUCGUACACUUUCAAUUCACGUUUAUGAUUCUCAACGUUUUCCUGCAGAUGAUGAUGGACCAGGAUUAAAAGAUGCAGAUUAUCUUGCCAGACUUGACUAUCAUCGUCUUCCCAUUGAAGAAGUCUGUCAACGAUUCAACGUCAACAGCGCUUUAGGUCUCGAUCAAGAAGCUGCAAAACGUAGAUUGGAACGUAAUGGAAAGAAUGUGUUUUCAAAGAGAAAGAAUACGUACUACAAGAAACUUCUUCGUUACGUUUUUGGUGAUUUCUGUUCAAUUCUUUGGAUCGGUGUGAUCAUCUUUUUCAUUUCUUGGAAGCCACUUGGUGAUCCUCCUCAACCAUACAAUCUCGCAUUGGCAAUCGUUGUGAUUAUCGUCAUCUUCUUCCAAGCAUUGUUUGCCGCUUUCCAAGAUUGGUCAACGCAAAAAGUCAUGAAUUCGAUCAUGAACUUCUUACCUGAAAAUGCAGACAUCUUACGUGAUGGUAAACCAAUGACUAUUCCAUCCUCAGAAAUCGUUGUGGGAGACGUCAUUCAGUUGUCGCUUGGUCAAAAAGUUCCGGCAGAUAUGCGUUUGAUUGAAACGUCUUCUGAUCUCAAAUUUGAUCGUUCAAUCUUGACAGGAGAAGCCGAGGAAGUCGCAGGUGCAACAGAUUGUGGUGAUGAGACAAACUUUAUUGAAGCAAGAAACAUUGCUCUUUUGGGUACUUAUGUUUGUCAUGGAACAGCAAAAGGUGUUGUCGUCUUGACAGGCUCACGUACAGUUAUGGGAAGGAUUAACAAAUUCACAAAUGAAGCAGAAGAAACUCAAACAAAUUUGCAACGUGAAAUCGUUCGUUUUGUUAAGAUUAUUAUCUGUCUUACCGUUACUCUCGUCGUGAUCAUGUUGAUCACUUGGUUGGCUUGGCUACGUGUUGAUCAUUACGACUUCUUGAAUACGGUUUCAAUCUUGACGGACUUGAUGAGUUUGGUGGUCGCCUUUAUUCCUGAAGGUAUGCCUAUUGCAGUUGCUUUCACGCUUUCCUUAAUCGCACGCAGAAUGAGAGAUGCCAAAGUUUUACCCAAGUCACUCUCAACCGUCGAGACUCUUGGUUGUGUGAAUGUGAUCUGUUCAGACAAGACCGGUACGCUUACCGAGAACAAGAUGUCUGUUGUUUCAGUUUCAAUGGUUGGACAAGAGGUGAGCGUUGCAUCAAUCUCGGGCAAAAUGACUGCAGGUGAUGAAGCGAUGAACAAAUUACAACGUGGAAUGGUUUUAUGUAAUGAUGCAAAGUUCCAAGGAGAAGAUGAGAAGCAAGCCGGAGAAGAUGUGACUGAUCCAUCAGCCGUUAAGCAACUCAAGGCACAAGGUAAUGCAACUGAUGUGGCCGUCUUACGCUUAGCAGCAACACUUCCCGGCUUUUCCGAUCUGUUGAAUACGAACGAGAGAGAGUUUACGCUUGCGUUCAAUUCAAAGAACAAAUACAUGCUUACCGUCUAUGAAGCCCACGCGAAAUCUGGUGCUCAUGAACUUUUGGUCAAAGGUGCUCCUGAUGUUCUCUUGCCAAAAUGCACAUCUUUCAUGAAUGCAUCCGGUCAAGCAGAAGAACUUACAGAAGCAAAGAAAGCCGAACUUAUUGCUAAACAAGAAGAAUGGAGUCGUAAAGGACAAAGAGUAAUCAUGCUUGCUCAUCGAACAUUCGAGACGUACAUCAACUGCGAAAAAACUCAAUUUGAAGAUGAAGCAAUUGAAGCAGGUCAAUCUGAUCUUUGCAUCACUGCAAUCUUGGGUAUCGUCGAUCCACCACGUGCUGAAAUUCGUCAAACGGUUGCUGAUUGUCGUAGAUCCGGCUCAAGAUUCUUCAUGGUUACAGGUGAUUUCGGAUUAACGGCAACCGCAAUUGCAAAAGAAUGUGGAAUCAUCACUUCGGAAUGUGAGCCUGAUAGAAUUGCAGACUUUGGCAAGAAAGGGUUAUUGAAAGCACCUAAGGAAGAGCAUAACUCAAAUGACGAUUUGGAAAAAGCUGAUCUAUCACAAGAUUCGUCUUCAUCGAUACAAGAAGUACAAGAGAUGAUUCAAUCAAGUCUUGUUGUUGAAGGUCGUGAUAUGACCGACCUGAACGACGAGAAGUGGGACAUUAUUUGCAGAUAUCAAGAAAUCGUUUUUGCUCGUACAACUCCAGAACAAAAGUUAUCCAUCGUGAACAACUUACGUCAAAGAGGAUACGUGGUCGCAGUAACAGGUGAUGGUGUCAACGACGCUCCUGCUUUGAAAGCAGCUGAUGUCGGUAUCGCAAUGGUUGGUGGAUCUGAUGUGGCAAUCGAAGCAGCCGAUUUGGUUUUGAUGGGAAGCUUCUCAUCCAUCGUUGAAGGUAUUCGUUUGGGAAGAUUGGUUUUCCAAAAUUUACAAAAGGUGAUCUCUUAUCUUUUGCCGGCCGGUUCAUGGUCAGAAGAUUGGCCUGUUAUCUUAAACGUUUUCUUUGGAUGCCCUUUGCCGUUGAGUUCAUUCUUGAUGAUUAUCAUCUGUUGCUUUACAGAUUUAUUUUGCUGCUUGACAUUGAUCAUGGAAAGGGAAGAAUACGAUCUUCUCACAUUGCCUCCACGCAAUCCGAAAAAGGACCAUCUUGUCAAUGCAAAGGUUUAUGGUCAAUCUUACCUCUUCAUCGGUAUGCUCAUGACGAUCACAGCCCACUCAAUGUUCUUCUUAUACAUCUAUCAAGCAGCUGGUAUUCCCAUCGACAAGAUGUUCUUCGCUUUUGCCCAUUAUUCCGAUGGCUAUUACGGUCAUACUCAAGCAGAACUGAACCAUUUCUUGAACACAGGUCAAUGCGUCUACUUUGUCACAUUGGUGAUCAUGCAAAUGGGUAACUUGUUGAGUGUUCGUAAUAAAAAGCUUUCAAUAUUACAAGCAGAUCCGAUCAGGAAAUCAAGAAGAAAUCUAUGGAUCUUUGUUGGACCACUAGUCUCACUUUCCAUUGCAAUCUUUGUUACUGAAGAACCCGGCUUGCAGAACUUGUUCAACACCGCCUCUGUCCCCAUCAAACAUUGGCUCAUUCCUAUUCCUCUUGCUCUUGGACUUUUGCUUGCAGACGAAAUGCGCAAAUUGCUCGUUCGCUCUUUCCCGAACGGCCCCAUUGCCAAGAUUGCUUGGUAA